Boeremia exigua is the source of this 1677-nucleotide messenger RNA. RefSeq lists its product as uncharacterized. The coding region runs from base 1 to 1677 and encodes 558 amino acids. The transcript is spliced from 4 exons. The record is from RefSeq and is a predicted model, not a curated record. NCBI's taxonomy places the organism in Eukaryota, Fungi, Ascomycota, Dothideomycetes, Pleosporales, Didymellaceae.
AUGACGACAAGGGGGGGUGGAAAAGUGGGCAGCAAUGGGGCCUCUGAAGAAUUCGAAACUUCAUUCUUGGAGGCUUUCGUGCCUGCAUUGCCUCAUCUUGCAGCCAAACGCAUCAAGGUAGCCGUCAAUGCCGGCGCUAGCGACACAAAAAAGCUAUACGAGGUUGUGGUCAAUAAGGUUCGGGAGGCUGGUCUGGACCUCAAAGUAGCCUGGGUUGGAGGUGACGAGGUCUUUGAUGUCGUGUCAAAAGCAAUGGACAGUGGGUCCGAGUUCAAGAGCUUGACCACAGGAAAUAAACUGUCUGAGUGGGAGAACAAGCCAAUCUAUGCCCAAUGUUAUCUCGGAGGUUUUGGAGUCGCAGAGGCCCUCAAGCAUGGUGCGGACAUUGUACUCUGCGGACGUGUAGCUGAUGCCUCCCCAACGAUUGGCUGCGCGGCCUAUCACUUCGGCUGGUCUCAGCAGAGCUACAGAGAGCUUGCUCAUGCAUUUGUUGCUGGUCACUUUAUCGAGUGCUCAACAUAUGUGACAGGCGGAAAUUUCACUGGCUUCAAGGAUCUACCUGGCGAAUCACUCAACCUUGGAUUUCCCAUUAUUGAGAUGAAAGAGAAUGCCGAAUUCAUUGUGACGAAACAAAAGAACCGCGACGGAAUAGUGACCGUCGAUACCUGCAAAGCUCAGCUGCUGUAUGAGAUUCAAGGGCCAUACUACUACAACUCCGACGUUGUAGCCAUCUUGGACAAGAUCCGGAUCACGCAAGUAGGCAAAGACCGAGUACACGUUAGCAACGCGGGCAGCAUCAAGCCUCCACCGACCACAAAGGUUGGACUCACGGCGAAGGGCGGAUAUCAGGCUGAAGCGCACUACUUCCUAUGUGGUCUUGACAUUGAAGAAAAGGCAGCGAUGCUUGAGCGUCAAGUGCGUGUGGCCCUCGACGAGUCGAAGUAUCAUUGUCUGAAGUUCCGAGCCAACGGUCGUUGUCCCGAAAACCCUAACACACAAGAUGCAGCAACCGUAGACUUGCGAGUCUUUGCGCAGUCCAAAGAGGAACCUGCUCUGGCUACUGCGAACUUCUUCCGCCCGGUCACAGACACAAUCAUGCAAAGCUACCCAGGUGCUACCUUUGCAGUAGAUGCCCGACAAGCUGUCCCCAAGGAAUACUACGAAUACUGGGUCGCACUUUUGCCACAGAAAAGCAUCAAGCACACUUGCUAUAUUCCGUUCAAGGGGCUAGAAAUCCCUAUCCCCGCACCAACCGACACACAAGAUUUCCUCUACGAACAAGAUACAUAUGAAACCAACGACCCGAUUGAUCUCAGCUCCCUGGGUCCCACAACCAGAGCGCCUCUGGGAUACAUCGUGCAUGCAAGAUCUGGCGACAAGGGUUCAGACUGCAAUGUUGGUUUCUUCGUCCGUAACGCUGAUGAAUGGGACUGGCUACGAAGUCUUUUGACGGUGGACAAGGUACGAGAGCUGUUGGGUGGAGAUGAUACUGGAAAGCCUAUCUUCCGAUUCGAGCUACCCAAUAUCUGGGCUGUACACUUCUUGCUCAAAGAUCAUCUUGAUCGCGGUGUUGCUUCUAGCUCUACCUACGACGUCCUGGGCAAGAAUAUGGCGGAGUAUCUGAGAUGCAAGUUGGUCGACAUCCCGACACGAUAUUUGGAGCGCGGAAGAAUUUAG